GCGCCGGCUCCCCGGCUGAGGCAGGCGCGCGCAUGCGUGAGACUGGGACGCUCCUCCUGGAGACGGUUUCCAAGCAGUUGUGCGACUGCGCAGCGUGAGGCCCACUGCCCCCCCCCCGGAAGGAGGGCCCGCUGACCGCGGCUCCGGCGCGCUUGCGCGGUAGCUAGACGCGGGCGUUUCUUUCCUCCCUUUUUUCGGAACUGGGUUUGAGGGGUACAUUCGAGUUACAAGAUGGCGGCGCGGGCCGUGUUCUGCGCGGGUCCCCCGGCAAUUUCCGGCUGAGCGGGUGGCUGUCCCGUCCCUGCCGAUCGCGGAGAGACGUGGCCCUCAGGGGGUAUGGUGUUUGAGGCUCGGGGCUUGCUGGUCACCGAGUCCUUCGAGAAUCUCGGCGCGCCGGAAGCGGCCAGGGGCGCUCCCCCGGCGACGAGCAGUGUGUGCACACCCGAGCGCCGCCGCCGCCGCCGCCGCCGCGCGCUCCGGCUUCGCCGCGCCAACAACCCAGCGAGCGCCGGGGCAGCCGCCCGGGAGGUGGGGACGUUCUCGGUGGCCAGUGAGGAAGUCCUGAAGAACAGAGCCAUCAAGAAAGCAAAGCGCAGGAAUGUGGGCUGUGAAUCUGACAGUGGGGGGGCCUUUAAAGGCUUCAAGGGUUUGGUCGCCCCUUCUGGAGGAGGAGGGUUUUCUGGAUUUGGUGCUUGUGCUGGAACAAAGGCCCUGGAAGGACUGUCCAACGGGAACAGCGUGACCGGCGCCUCCCCCUUCUCCAGUGCCCGGGCCGCCCCCGAGACCAAGGUGGCCUUUGGGUCUGUUGCUGCAAACGGCCCCGUCUCCUUGGCUGAUAGUAAGGUUUCAGAUCCCAAAACCAACGGUGACAGCCAGCAGCCCCCCUCUGCCGGCCCCGCCCCGAGCCCCGCGCCCUGCGGGAGCGCCUACCACAGGCAGCUGGCGGCCUUGAACUGCUGCGUGCGGGACUGGAUCGUGAAGCACGUGAACGCCAGCCCGCUGUGCGACCUGACGCCCGUCUUCAGGGACUACGAGCGGCACCUGGCGGGCAUCGAGCAGCAGCUCGGCAGCGGCAGCGGCAGCGGCAGCAGCAGCGGCGGCGGUGGCGGCGGCGGCGGUAGCGACCCUGCCAAGGAGCCCAGCAGAGUGCCGCUCGACGCCCAGCCUCCUGCCCUGGUUGGUGCAGCCACGUCACAGCAGGAGUCCCCGCUCAUGUUCCCGGGCGACAGGCGGGAGGAGGGCACCCCCGAGAAGAAGGUGGAGGCCCUGCCCGAAAACAAAGCGGACCCGUCGCCCGGAGCAGCAAGUGCCUCGUUUAACUUCGGCAAGAAGAUCGACGGCUCUGUGUUUCGCUUGUUAAACUCGAGCCCCCUGGCCGGGUUUUCCCUUCCUCCUGGGAACUCCAGUUUAUUCGGCAAAGACGCCACCCAGAAUAAACCAGUUGCUCCGCCGUUCUCCAUGCAGACGGCGGAGAGGCGAGCGGACGGCGGCCGUGCUGACUGCAAAGGUGGAGAUGAGGAAGAAAAUGAUGAGCCGCCCAAAGUAGUGGUUACAGAAGUCAAAGAAGAAGAUGCUUUUUACUCCAAAAAGUGUAAACUAUUUUACAAGAAAGACAAUGAGUUUAAAGAGAAAGGCGUAGGCACGCUGCAUUUAAAACCUACAGCGAGUCAGAAGACACAGCUCCUCGUGCGGGCAGACACCAACCUAGGCAACAUUCUGCUGAACGUCCUGGUCCCUCCCAGCAUGCCGUGCACGCGGACAGGGAAGAACAACGUGCUCAUCGUCUGUGUCCCCAACCCGCCCGUGGACGAGAGGAACGCCGCCAGCCCGGUGCCCAUGCUGAUCCGGGUCAAGACCAGCGAGGACGCGGACGAGCUGCACCGGGUCCUGCUGGAGAGGAAGGGCGCCUGAGCCCCCGCGCCGCCGCCCACCAGUUAGCUCUCCUCCUUCCGUUGACAUUCUCAGCACCCGUAGGUGACUGAAAACUUCUGUGAGGAAACCAAUAUGGCCAAUAAACCUUUAACACUUAGUGUCAAGAAACUACUCUGCCUUCUUGAGAGCUAUCUGAUGUGUAAAACACGUUAGGGAGCAAUUUCGGGAAAGAUUUUAUGUUCGUUUACUAAACCAACCACAAGUGAAUUCUUACGGACUGAAUCAGGGUACCGAUUGGAUCUCCAAAGCCUUCCCAGGCCCGAGGUGCGGGCGAGGCCUCUGACGGCGGGGCGCCCAAGGGGCCCGGCCGGAGCCGCCUCCCCCCCCCGUCCGGCGGGCUGGGCUGCUCUGCCAGGACAGCGCUCUUCCCACGUGAGCCGCGCCGCUGCGCCAGGACCGCCAGCCUCGCCGCCUCUGUGCGUGCCUUCCGGGCUGCCUCUGCAUCGGGGGACCGCACCUCCCCUUCUGCGUGGGGCUGCUGGGCGGCGGCCACGGGCCCCCACCCUGGAGGCUGCCGCCUGGGACUCGGGGCCUGCGGCUUCAUUU
Phyllostomus discolor (pale spear-nosed bat) is the source of this 2478-nucleotide messenger RNA. It is a transcript of the gene NUP50, whose product is annotated as nucleoporin 50. The transcript has 7 exons. Bases 337 to 1911 code for a protein of 524 amino acids. Gene Ontology annotation, biological process: protein import into nucleus. The record is from RefSeq and is a predicted model, not a curated record. NCBI's taxonomy places the organism in Eukaryota, Metazoa, Chordata, Mammalia, Chiroptera, Phyllostomidae. Gene Ontology annotation, cellular component: nuclear pore.